This is a messenger RNA of Pelmatolapia mariae (spotted tilapia), 2426 nucleotides long. RefSeq names its product protocadherin alpha-3-like. Gene Ontology annotation, molecular function: calcium ion binding. Bases 33 to 2426 code for a protein of 797 amino acids. Gene Ontology annotation, biological process: homophilic cell-cell adhesion. The transcript has a single exon. The record is from RefSeq and is a predicted model, not a curated record. NCBI's taxonomy places the organism in Eukaryota, Metazoa, Chordata, Actinopteri, Cichliformes, Cichlidae. Gene Ontology annotation, cellular component: plasma membrane.
GUGAUGGAUUAUUGAAAAAUUUCGUUUUCACCAUGGAACAAAGAAAACGCCAGUCGGAAAUGAGGAGAGGAUAUCUGGUCGGAUGCGUAUUUGCUGUGCUUUUGUGGACUGUAGCAUCAGCGCAGUUGCGAUACUCGAUCUCCGAGGAGGUUAACGAAGGAACUGUGGUUGGAAACAUAGCAAGAGAUCUGGGAUUAGAUAAAAACACGUUGAAAGACCGGAAGUAUCGGAUUGUUUCAAGUAAUGCGGACCCCCUUUUCUAUGUGAAUCCAAACGAUGGUGUUCUGUAUGUGAGCAGAAAGAUUGACAGAGAGGAAGUGUGUGCAGAGAGCAGUGCGUGUGUAAUAAAUGUUAAAACUGUGCUAGAAAACCCACUGGAGGUCCAUUAUGCUAGAGUAGAAGUGCUGGAUAUAAAUGAUCAUUCACCCAGCUUCCAAGACAACCAGACAACCCUUGAGAUCUCAGAGUCAGUAUUACCCGGGACACGAUUUCAGCUGAAAGCAGCACGUGACCAAGACAGUGGAGAGUUUUCCGUGCAGCAGUAUAAACUUAGCAACAACGAUCACUUCCGAUUGGAAAUUAAGGAUAAAGGAGAUGAUGGAAAAAUACCUAUUUUAGUUGUUCAAAAAUCCUUAGACAGGGAAACUGCAGGAAGCCAUGUAUUAUCACUGACGGCGCUGGAUGGGGGUAAACCUCCGAAAUCAAGCGAAAUGAAUAUUCUGGUAAAUGUUCUUGAUAUUAAUGAUAACGCUCCUGCUUUCUCUAAAGAUGAUUAUUCUGUUACACUCAAUGAAAAUACACCACUUGGUACAAUAGUCGUACAAGUAAAUGCAAUAGACUUAGAUGAUGGACCUAACGGAGAUGUAGUUUAUUCAUUUGGUAAGAGUAUAAAUCAAAAAGAUUUAAAUCUCUUUGCUAUCAGUCCAUUAACAGGAGAGUUAAGCGUUAAAGGAUUGAUAAACUAUGAGGAGAGGGAAAAAUACGAAAUAGAAAUCCAGGCGUCAGAUAAAGGUAUGGCUCCUCUAACUACAGAAAAGAGCGUAAAAAUAAAGAUUGUUGACUUGAAUGAUAACACACCUGAGAUUGAGGUAACAUCACUUUCAAGCUCAAUACCAGAAGAUUCCAGACCUGGAACUACAGUAGCUCUUAUUAGUGUAAACGACUUGGAUUCUGGUCUUAAUGGAAAAGUUAUUUGUUUCGUAGGUGACGAUGUUCCGUUUGCUUUAUCACCAUCUUUACAGGAUAAGAUGUUUUCAUUAGUGACCAAAUCCCCUCUGGACAGGGAAAAACAGUCACAAUAUGAGUUGACAAUAACGGCAAAAGACGCAGGUCAGCCUCCGUUAUCAUCUGAAAAGACAAUAAGCGUUACGGUGUCCGAUGUGAAUGACAACAGUCCAGAGUUUUCACUCAGCCCAUAUACUUUCUAUGUUACUGAGGGGAAUAAUCCAGGAGCUUCAGUGUUUUCUGUUAAAGCCUCUGAUCGUGAUGAGAAUGACAAUGCGCGCAUUUCCUAUCAUAUUAUCAGAGACGGAAGUGAAGAUAAUAAAUUCACUUCAUUUCUAAACAUAAACUCUGAAAAUGGGGAAAUUUUAGCGCUGAAAAGUUUUGAUUUUGAAACGCUGAAAACUUUCCAGUUCCAAGUUGCUGCCUCAGAUUCUGGAACUCCGCCACUAAGCAACAACGUCACAGUCAACGUCUUCAUCCUGGAUCAGAACGACAAUGCUCCAGUCAUCCUGUAUCCACUCAGCUCCAACGGCUCUGCUCAAGGUGUGGAGGAGAUUCCCCGAAACGUCAACGCAGGACACUUAGUGACUAAAGUCAGAGCCUAUGACGCUGAUAUAGGAUAUAACGGUUGGUUGCUCUUUUCACUGCAAGAAGUUACUGACCACAGUCUCUUUGCUUUGGACCGCUAUACAGGACAGAUCAGAACACUUCGCUCAUUCACAGAGACUGAUGAGGCUGAGCAUAAACUGCUCAUACUGGUCAAAGACAACGGCAACGUUUCUCUCUCAGCAACAGCUACUGUGAUUGUCAAACUUGUGGAGCCCAAAGAGGCUUUUGCAGCUUCUGAUGUUAAAGGUGCAGCAAAAGAUGAUGAGGACGACAAUAACGUGAUAUUUUACCUCAUGAUAACUUUGGGCGCAGUUUCUGUACUGUUUCUCGUCAGCAUCAUCGUGCUGAUUGCAAUGCAGUGCUCCAAAUCCACAGACUAUACUUCUAAAUAUCUGCCAGAGACUAAUUAUGAUGGGACACUGUGUCACAGCAUCCAGUACAGAUCAGGAGAGAAGCGGUACAUGCUAGUUGGACCCAGAAUGAGUAUAGGAUCUACUAUAGUUCCGGGCAGUCAUGCAAAUACACUAGUGCUUCCUGAUAGGAGACGCACAUCUGAAGAGGUAAGGAAUAUUCAACAUUUUCCAAUUAAAUAA